Truncatella angustata is the source of this 816-nucleotide messenger RNA. Its product is annotated as putative phytanoyl-CoA dioxygenase. NCBI's taxonomy places the organism in Eukaryota, Fungi, Ascomycota, Sordariomycetes, Amphisphaeriales, Sporocadaceae. The record is from RefSeq and is a predicted model, not a curated record. Bases 1 to 816 code for a protein of 271 amino acids. The transcript is spliced from 2 exons.
AUGGCCUUGUCUGGUCAACAUACUGAAGCCCGCAAACACUUCAAGGAGCACGGUUGGGCCCGGAUUCCCUCGCUUAUAAGCAGAGAGGAAGCAGACGAAGUACUGCAGAAGCUGUGGAAAGCUAAAGAAAUAGCUGAAGAACGAGGCGAGGAUACGCAUCUGCCAUUUCUUGAUCCCAAUGCUAGCAAUGUCCGCAUUUUCUACUUGAUGGAGCUGGACAAGGUUUUUCGUGAUCUCAUCUUCCAUCCGACAGCGCUUGAAAUGGUUAAGACGGUGCUCGAAAAUGACUUCAUUAUUUCCAACUUUACAGCCAACAUUGCAAGACCAGGCGCUCGAUCGAUGGCUCUGCAUUCGGACCAAAGCUUGGUAUUCGAGGAGCCUUGGAAUAAAGUUCAAGCCAUGAACAUCAUUUGGUGUCUAACCGACGUAACUAGGGAGAAUGGCGCGACCAUGUAUAUACCUGGUUCCAACAAGAUCGUUUCCCGCAACGAGUUGCCAGAAAACGCCCCCGAGUUGCUCGUCCCAUUCGAAGCAAAAGCAGGGGAUAUAAUCGCAAUGGAUGGCCGUGUAUGGCAUACGAGCGGCUCGAACGUAACGAAGGACCAGGAUCGCGCGUUGUUGUUUGGCUACUACACCUCUUCGCAUAUUCGGCAGCAGGUCAACUGGACAGCAAAACUGCCCAAAGAGGUUCAAGAGACGCUGAACCCAGAGCAAAAGACGAUGUUGGGCCUAGAUCCUGUGGCGAAUCUCGGAUUGACAGGUGACUUGAAAUAUCUCGAGCAACAAUACCCAAGGCAUUUUAAAUCCACCGCAUAA